GUCCGAGCUACAACUUGUCGUCGUGACCUUUCACCCGGCUUCGACGAGGGACGCCUUGGAACUGGUGUGCGCAUCGAGGGACAACAACUUGCAGGAUUUGGAGGCCCUGUUAGAUCGGCCCCUCAACCCAGAUGAGAUGGAUGAGAACGGUUGGGUCUCCCUUGGCGCAGCUGCUGUUUCUGGCCACCGGGAAGCAGUCUGCCUCCUGUUGGAAGCGGGCGCGGACACAGAGAGGCGCAUGAGUGAUGGCGCGACGCCUCUGGUGAUCGCGGCCCAGAAUGGGUAUGUGGAGAUUGUGCAUCUACUGCUUCAUGCAGGGGCUGGUGUCAACAAGACGGUUCCACAACUGGGUGCUGCUGCCCUCCAUGCUGCAAGCCAGAAUGGCCAUCAUGAAGUGGCGCAGCUCUUGCUGGAGAGCAAUGCUGAAGUGGACAUGACCAUGCACGAUGGAACGGCUUCCCUCUUCCUCGCAUCUCAGCAAGGCCAUCCCCAGAUCGUGCAGCUGCUGCUGCAACGGAGGGCUGAUGUCAACAAGGUGAAUGUCGAAAUGGUGUCCAGCCUCGUUGUGGCAUGCGAAGAUGGACACCUGGAGGUCGCCCGCGCGCUGCUAGAGGCUAAGGCAGACCAAAGGGCGACGGAUGAUGGCACUACGCCGCUCUUCGUCGCAGCUCAGAAUGGACACCUGGCUGUCGUUCGGCUAAUGCUGGAAUCAGGCGCAGACAAGGAGUACCCAGUCGACGACGGCUCGACUCCUCUCCUCGUGGCCGCCUGGAAUGGACAUCUGGAGGUGGUGAAGCAGCUUCUCGAGGUUCGUGCGGAUGCGAAUGCAACGCAGCAAAACGGCACCACGCCACUGCAUGCCGCAGGGAGCAAUGGCCAUAUGCCAGUGAUUCGCUUGCUACUGGAGGCUUCCGCUGACAUGCAGAGGACCUUUUUCAUGCUUUACAUUGGCCUCGAGCCAGGGCCCAGAGUAGCGGGCUGGUAUGAUUGCCCCUAUCGUGUGGACAACGCGUUCAAGGACUACCGUGUUUUUCCAUCAUCGAGUGCCCAGGAACCUCAAUGCAGCGAAGAGUUUCCCACACAUCGGCCGUGGUUCACCCUUCAGUCGCGCCGGGGGCCUGGCUGUUGA
Symbiodinium natans is the source of this 1129-nucleotide messenger RNA. Lineage: Eukaryota; Dinophyceae; Suessiales; Symbiodiniaceae. The record is from the annotation of a GenBank genome assembly.